AGUCGUCAGCUCUGGCCCGCCCUUUAAGCCAACACGGUUAAAGUGUAAGUUAAAAAAGUGAAUCUGGACGGAUAUUCGUGGCUGGCGUUCUCUAUUUUGUCUUUGCAGAUACACGUUGCAGCGGCCUUUCAAUAACUCCGUUUAAGUAACUGAGCUGCAGUGCAAGUGUAUCGCAGUGUAGUGCCUCACGCCUCUGUGGCAGCUAAUCGCGCCGCGUGACAACUAAGAAUACUCCGUGGCAGCUUUGCACAACUAAGAAGCGAGUCGCCCGAUUAAAGUGUGCAGAGGAGUAACGUGCAGCAAGAAGCUAAGGCGCACGAACGGACUCCCGCACCCUCGGCGUUCGCUGUUAGUACCGAACUACAUUUCCCACAAUGCAUCUGGUCACUCAGCUGAAAAAAGGGUCAUCUGACUGAGCUGUCGGCUCUAAGUCACUGAGACAGAACCCGUGAGGAACGACGGAAAGAUGACUUCCCCCGUGAAACAACCAUUGACGGGUCUGAUUGCAGCUACCUUCACCCCACUCACCCCUCAUGGGGAGGUGGACGUGUCUGUGAUCGGCCCUUAUGUGGACUAUCUGGUGAACAAGCAAGGCAUCAAGCACGUUUUCGUGAAUGGGAGCACUGGAGAAGGAAUGUCGCUCAGCGUGGACGAGAGGAAGUCGCUGGCUGCAGAAUGGUGUCGCCAAAGCAAAAAUAAGCUGGAGCAGGUGAUCAUCCACGUCGGGUGCUUGAGCGUCUCGGAUUCCAAGGAGCUGGCCAGACACGCUGCCGAGAUCGGGGCUGAUGGCAUUUCAAUAAUUGCCCCGUCCUUCUUCAAGCCGUCUAGCCGAGAUUGCCUGGUGCAGUUUCUGAAAGAAGUGACCUCCGCAGCCCCCCAUCUGCCCUUCUACUAUUACCACCUGCCAGCCCUGACCGGAGUUCACAUUCCGGCCGCCAGCGUCCUGGAUGGCAUACAGAAGUCCAUUCCCUCAUUCCAGGGCCUCAAGUUCAGUGACAGGGACUUGCUGGACUUUGGCCUGUGUGUCUACAAGAGUCCAAAGUCUUGGCCAAUGCUUUAUGGAGUGGAUGAGCAACUUUUGGCUGGCCUGGCCCUGGGGGCACAUGGUGCCAUUGGCAGCACCUACAACUACUUGGGAACGACUUUCAAUGAGAUGCUGGAUGCGUUUACAAAGGGAGAUCUUGCCGGCGCCCAGAUCACCCAGUUUAAAGUUCAGGAGGUUUUCCAUUUUGCCAUGCAGCAUGGUUUCAACUUGUCCCUCAGCAAGCGCGUGAUGUGUCUGCUGUCUGGCUUGCCCCUCGGCCCCCCGCGCCUCCCCCUGGCUCCCUGCUCCGAGGAGGCUGCUAGGCUUUUUCAGGCCAAGAUCCAGGACACUCUAGGGCUUCAUUGACACCCUGGACGGGUGUGAAGUUGGACUGGGAUCCACGCUCCCUAGGACUGCCUGUUUAGGGUCUCUCGGGGGGGGUCUCGGUGCUGCAGGUGGACCAGCCUUCAUGUGCCUUAGCGCCGGCCGCUCUCUGUUCCUUGCAAUAAAUGUUUCUGACCCACA
Messenger RNA from Polypterus senegalus (gray bichir), 1549 nucleotides. RefSeq names its product N-acetylneuraminate pyruvate lyase (dihydrodipicolinate synthase) (gene npl). Gene Ontology annotation, biological process: N-acetylneuraminate catabolic process. The transcript has 12 exons. Bases 467 to 1390 code for a protein of 307 amino acids. The record is from RefSeq and is a predicted model, not a curated record. Lineage: Eukaryota; Metazoa; Chordata; Cladistia; Polypteriformes; Polypteridae. Gene Ontology annotation, molecular function: 4-hydroxy-tetrahydrodipicolinate synthase activity; N-acetylneuraminate lyase activity.